Octodon degus (degu) is the source of this 1834-nucleotide messenger RNA. It is a transcript of the gene Fzd2, whose product is annotated as frizzled class receptor 2. NCBI's taxonomy places the organism in Eukaryota, Metazoa, Chordata, Mammalia, Rodentia, Octodontidae. Gene Ontology annotation, cellular component: plasma membrane. Gene Ontology annotation, molecular function: Wnt-protein binding; Wnt receptor activity. The record is from RefSeq and is a predicted model, not a curated record. The coding region runs from base 64 to 1734 and encodes 556 amino acids. The transcript is spliced from 2 exons. Gene Ontology annotation, biological process: canonical Wnt signaling pathway; non-canonical Wnt signaling pathway.
GGCCGGGGUCGGGGCCGGGCCGGAUCCGACCGGGUCGGGCCGAGACCGGCGCUCCGGGGCAGCAUGCGGCCCCGCCGCAGCCCGCCGCGCCUGCUGAUGGCGCUUCUGCUCCCGCCGCUGCUGCUGUUGCGCGCGCGCGCCGAGCGGGGCUUGUCGGUGCCCGAGCACGGCUUCUGCCAGCCCAUCUCCAUCCCGUUGUGCACCGACAUCGCCUACAACCAGACCAUCCUGCCCAACCUGCUGGGCCACACGAGCCAGGAGGACGCGGGGCUCGAGGUGCACCAGUUCUACCCUCUGGUGAAGGUGCAGUGUUCGCCCGAGCUGCGCUUUUUCCUGUGCGCCAUGUACGCGCCCGUGUGCACAGUGCUAGAGCAGGCCAUCCCGCCGUGCCGCGCCAUCUGCGAGCGCGCGCGCCAGGGUUGCGAGGCGCUCAUGAACAAGUUCGGCUUCCAGUGGCCCGAGCGCCUGCGCUGCGAGCUGUUCCCACGCCACGGCGCCGAGCAACUGUGCGUAGGCCAGAACCGCUCGGAAGACGGCGCUCCGGGCACCGCGCCACCCGGGCCCGCGCCGGGCACCGCGCCUGCCUCGCAGGCGCCGCGCCUGCGUCCCGCCGCGCAGCCCGCGUCCCCGUUCCGCUGCCCACGCGUGCUGCGCGUGCCCGCCUACCUGAGCUACCGCUUCCUGGGCGAGCGCGACUGCGCCGCGCCGUGUGAGCCCGCACGCCCCGACGGCGCGCUCUUCUUCUCGCAGGAGGAGACUCGGUUCGCGCGCCUCUGGAUCCUCACGUGGUCCGUGCUGUGCUGCGCCUCCACCUUCUUCACCGUCACCACCUACCUAGUGGACAUGCAGCGCUUUCGCUACCCCGAGCGCCCCAUCGUGUUCCUGUCCGGCUGCUACACCAUGGUGUCCGUGGCCUACAUCGCCGGCUUCGUGCUGCAGGAGCGCGCUGUGUGCAACGAGCGCUUCUCGGACGACGGCUAUCGCACCGUGGUGCAGGGCACCAAGAAGGAGGGCUGCACGCUGCUCUUCAUGGUGCUCUACUUCUUCAGCAUGGCCAGUUCUAUCUGGUGGGUCAUCCUGUCGCUCACCUGGUUCCUGGCCGCCGGCAUGAAGUGGGGCCAUGAGGCCAUCGAGGCCAACUCGCAGUACUUCCACCUGGCGGCCUGGGCAGUGCCCGCCGUGAAGACCGUAGCCAUCCUGGCGCUGGGCCAGGUAGACGGCGACCUGCUGAGCGGCGUGUGCUUCGUGGGGCUGCACAGCCUGGACCCGCUGCGCGGCUUCGUGCUGGCGCCUCUCUUCGUGUACCUGUUCGUGGGCACGUCCUUCCUACUGGCCGGCUUCGUGUCGCUCUUCCGCAUCCGCACCGUCAUGAAGCACGACGGCACGAAGACGGAGAAGUUGGAGCGCCUCAUGGUGCGCAUCGGCGUCUUCAGCGUGCUCUACACGGUGCCGGCCACCAUCGUCCUGGCCUGCUACUUCUAUGAGCAAGCCUUCCGCGAGCGCUGGGAGCGCUCCUGGGUAAGCCAGCACUGUCGCAGCCUGGCCAUCCCGUGCCCCGCGCCCCACGCCCCGCGCGCCGCGCCUGACUUCACGGUCUACAUGAUCAAGUACCUCAUGACGCUCAUCGUGGGCAUCACGUCGGGCUUCUGGAUCUGGUCCGGCAAGACGCUGCACUCGUGGCGCAAAUUCUAUGCUCGCCUGGCGCGGGGUCGACGCGGGGAGACCACGGUGUGAGAACGCGGGGCUCCGACGGAGCCUGCCUCGCCCCCUCGAGGUUUUCUUGGCGGUCGGCAGGGGACUGCCACUGUCACCUCUGGAGCUCCGCUGUCUAAAG